AUGGCUGAAAGAACAACAAACUAUUCUAAAUUGAUCACAAUAUUUAAUAAUUUGCAAAAGAAAGAUGAUUUUGAUGAUGAAGAAAUGACAGGGAAAGCAGUAGCUUUUAUAUUACAAGAUGAUUCGUUCAUUUACAUUCUUAAUUCACUCUUGGUGUGUUCCACAAUGAACCUUCCCAUAAAGAUAUCAUCUUUUCUUAAGAAAAUUAUACAUAAAUUGCAAAUAGAGAAAUGUAAUUCUCUUAUUAAUUCAUUGUUCACUUAUUUAUUGCAAUUUACAUCUUCAAAUUCUGUGAGAGCAAGAAAAAAUUCUCUUCAAUUAUUAUUGAUAUUCAUUGAAGAAGCCAAUCUUAAUUUGUCUAAUGAUGUAGUAAUUAAGAUAUCUGAAUGUUUAUUUGAUAAAGAAGGAUCAGUGCGAAACAUUGCAGUAAAAAUUUGCAUACACUACCAGGAAAAUAUCUUAAAUGAUCGUAAUCUUAAAGUCAAAGAUAUUCUAAAAAGUAUUCUUAGCCAUGAUAAAAAUUCUAAAGUAAGAAAAUAUAUUUUGCAAAAUAUAAUAAUUGAUUAUUCCACUAUCAGAGUUGUUACUGAAAGAUGUAUUGACUUAGAUAAAAGUAUAAGAAAUACAUUCUUUAAAGAUGUUUAUAUCAAAGUUAUGAAUUUCCUUAAAUUUAAUGAUGAAUGUAAAAAUCAUCUUUUAUUAUUAUUUAAAGUGUCAUUUAAAGAAAUCAAAUCAGAAUUGAUUAACUAUGUAACAUCAAAUUAUACUUUAAAUGAUUUUGUGUAUUAUUUUAAAACUAAUGACAAUAUCCUUAAAAGUGAGUAUGCAGAAGUAAUAAGAUCUUAUCUCAUUAAUCAUAUACCAGAUGAUUUACCAGAGUCUAUUGAGUUUCUUAAUGUGUUUUAUGACUUUAUUGAAUCUAAUUAUGGUAGAGAUUCACUUAAGUUAAAGCCAAUCGAAUUUCUUUUAGAAAAAAAUGAUCUUAAUUAUAGCGUAUUGUUUAAAUAUUAUGAUUUUAUACUUGAAGAAGAUCAAAACAAAAUAUUAAAAUACCUCAGAAAUACUAUUCUUAAUACUAUAAUUUAUGAUGUUGAUUGUUAUAAGAAUUGUUUUGAACUUAUUGAUAAAAUUUUUUACAAUCAGAACGAUAGAUUAGAAAAAUUUAUAGGAACACUCAUUCAUAAAAGUAGUUCAAUAAGUGAUAAUUUGACAGAAAAAUUAAUUUCGAGUUUUUUUAUUAGUAGAAUUGGUGAUGAUCUAUAUAAUUUAAAUAACGCUAUUAUAAAUGAAAUUAUAUUACCUAAAUUGGAAAAUAAUAUGAUUUUUUUGACUUCUUUAUAUAAUUAUUUAUUAUACAAUACAAAAGAUUUUGAUCAAUUAGUUAAAGUUUAUAAAGAAUUUUUAAAUAAGGAUUACAAAGUAUUAGAAGGGUUGACUGAUUUAGUCUUAUUUAAAAAGAUUCCAUUUUCAGAAAUUUCUUUUAUGGAACAAUAUGAUGAGAAUUUAGAUGAGAAUAAAGUUAAACCUAUCAGUAAAUUGCUUCUUAGUGCAUAUAUUACCAAUACUAAUCAGUCAAUAGUAUAUUUGUUAAAGAUAUUUUAUUUAACUGAAACUAAUUAUAUUCAACAAUAUCUUUCAUGUUUCUUUUAUGAAUAUUUUAGAAAAAAUAAUACUAAUGUCUUAGUAAGUGUGUUUAUAGAAGUAUUAUUAACGAUAGAAAAGUAUGAAAAAGUUUUUAUUGAUCAAACUUUUUAUUGGUUAAGCUUAAACAAAAGACACUUUGAUGAACAACAAUUAGAUCUGGUAAUUUUAAUCACAGCUCAUUUAAUUAAUAACAUGUCUGAUAGUAAAUUAUUAUAUCCAAUUCUACUGCAGAUUUCAUAUAAUAAAGAUUUUGCUGAAAAAAUUAAAGUAAUUAUAAAUAACAUUAAUGAAAUCAUAGAAUUUGAACCAAAAGAAAAUUAUUUAACUGUUUUAAAUUUAUUAGAUAAAUAA
Hepatospora eriocheir is the source of this 1995-nucleotide messenger RNA. The record is from the annotation of a GenBank genome assembly. NCBI's taxonomy places the organism in Eukaryota, Fungi, Microsporidia, Hepatosporidae.